Messenger RNA from Suillus fuscotomentosus, 1062 nucleotides. RefSeq lists its product as uncharacterized. The coding region runs from base 1 to 1062 and encodes 353 amino acids. The record is from RefSeq and is a predicted model, not a curated record. Lineage: Eukaryota; Fungi; Basidiomycota; Agaricomycetes; Boletales; Suillaceae. The transcript has 5 exons.
AUGAGUCAUGAAGGCCACCACUCCGAGGGCAAUGGUAUGCUCCAGUCUAUGUUCAUUGUUGACAUGACUGAUGUCCAUUUAUCCAUGGAAAAGACUCAGGUUGCGAAUAAUGAGAAAUUUGAUAGCAUCCAGACUGAUGUGUCAAAAAUCAAGGGAUCUCUCAAGCAAACCCAUAAAAUCGCAGAAGGCACCUCCUCCCGCCUUAUGGAUUUGGAAGAUGUAGUGGCAUCUAAUCAAGCAAAACUGGAAGAUAUGCUUGAUAAUGUGCAUCGUCAGCUUCAUGACAUUGAAAAUGCGAUGGUGGCGUCCAAUACCAAAAUGGAGCCCAUCGAGCGUAUUAGCACCAUCGAAUUGUCUGUUCUAGCUCUCCAUAAUGUAAUAGCAAAGUCUGUGGAACACCACAAGGCCAUUCUUCAAUCCGGCAAAGUACUUUACCAGAAACUCUCAGAAGAAGUAGCCGAUACAAGGGCAGAAAUCGGUCAGAUCGUUGAUAAUAUUUUCCAGAAUAUCUCUACAUUCCAUCAGUCCACUACCAACGACUUGGCCGCCCUUCAAGACUCUGUCAAUAGAUGGCCCGAUUCAUAUCUGCAGCCUACUAUCCAUAACACCAUGACCGGUACCACUCUUCUGUCAGAACUUCAAUCGGGGUCUGAGAACUCCGCAUGUCGUGCGGAUAACAUCCCCGGUCACUGGCAUGCAGCUGACGGCGAGACGGCUGUCAGUAAAGUAGACACUGAUGUGUCAUCCCAAAUCUCCCCCUUUACCACCGAGCCAGUUACGACUCGGACAGCAGUUGUUUCGCUCAGCGCAUGCAUGGAUUUAAUUAAACGUAUCUUCAACUCAAUAUCACAGGUUGCAUGCUGCGACACAAGUCUUCGUUUGGUUCACACAAUGCUAGGAGUCAUUAUCUUAGCCAAGAUCUUUCGCAAUUUUGUGCAUCUUGGCUUCAUGAAAGCUCAAACACAGAUUGAAGAGGCCGUGACUCUCACACCUCCCAGCGGGAUGGAAGAACGACUUAUGUGGCAGUUUUGUAAGGAUGCAUGGGGUACGGACAACGUGUAA